Molecule: messenger RNA, 2393 nt
Organism: Pipistrellus kuhlii (Kuhl's pipistrelle)
Lineage: Eukaryota; Metazoa; Chordata; Mammalia; Chiroptera; Vespertilionidae
Gene: TUFT1
Product: tuftelin 1
Exons: 13
Coding region: 79-1251 (390 amino acids)
Biological process (GO): intracellular signal transduction
Cellular component (GO): I band; intracellular anatomical structure
Source: RefSeq, a predicted model, not a curated record
CGCGCCCGCCCAGUCGGUGCCGGACCGCAGUGCCGCGGGCGGAGCGCGGCGACCCCCGUCCCCCUCACGAAGAAGAAGAUGAACGGGACGCGGGGCUGGGGCACCCUGGUGGACGUGCGCCCGGAGGAGCAGACCGCGGGCAGCAUGGACAUUCUCAGGCUGACUCUCCAGAGUGAACUGACAGGAGAUGAACUUGAACACAUAGCCCAGAAGGCGGGCAGGAAGACCUAUGCCAUGGUGUCUGGCCACUCACCCAGUCAUUCUCUGGCCUCAGAACUGGUGGAGUCCAACGAUGGACAUGAGGAGAUCAUUAAGGUGUACUUGAAGGGGAGGUCUGGAGACAAGAUGGUCCAUGAGAAGAAUAUUAACCAGUUGAAGAGUGAGGUCCAGUACAUCCAGGAGGCCAGGAGCUGUCUGCAGAAGCUCCGGGAGGAUAUAAGCAGCAAGUUGGACCGAGAUCCAGGCGAGUCUCACCAUCAACAGGAGAUACAGGUGGUGCUAGAGAGACCAAACGGUUUUAGUCAAAGUCCCAAGACGCUGUAUAGCAGCCCACCUGAGGUGGACACCUAUAUGAAUGGAGAUGCCGAGAGCUUGAGGAAGACCGUGCGGGACUUGCUGGCCAAGAUGCAGGAGGCAGAGCAGCGGCACCAGGCAGACCGUGUGGCUUUUGAGAUCACCCUCAGCCGGUACCAGAGAGAAGCCGAGCAGAGCCACACGGCCCUUCGGAGAGCGGAGGACAGAGCAGAGCAGAAAGAGGUGGAAAUCCGAGAGCUGCAGAGGCGCCUGCUCGGGAUGGAGACGGAGCACCAGGCCUCGCUGGAGAGGGUCAGGGAAGGGGAGGCGGCCCUGGAGGAGCUUCGGAGCAAGAAUGCUGUCUGCCGAGCAGAACAGGAAAGGGCUGCUAACCUGGAAAAGGAGGUGGCCGGGUUGCGGGAGAAGAUCCACCACUUGGAUGACAUGCUCAAGAGCCAGCAGCGGAAAGUUCGGCAAAUGAUAGAGCAGCUCCAGAAUUCCAAAGCUGUGAUCCAGUCCAAGGACGCCAGCAUCCAGGAGCUCAAGGAGAAAAUGGCCUACCUGGAAGCAGAGAAUUUAGAGAUGCACGACCGGAUGGAACACCUGAUCGAGAAGCAGGUCAGCCACGCCAACUUCAGCACCCAGACCUGGGCCAAGACCGAGAACCUGGGCAGCGUCAGGAUAGCCAAGCCCCCCGGCCCCAAGCCCAUGCCUCUCAUCCGAGUGGUGGAAACAUGAGCUGCGGAGGAGGAGGAGGCUGCCGUUGCUGCCGCCUCUCGCCUGCGGAGACCCUGACUUUGACCUUCCUGACCGUUCCCUGGCUGCCCGCAGGGCUCGGGGCUGGGGCCCCCAUUUCUGAGCUCCUGGUGGAUAGAGGAUGAGCGACUCCUCUGGACACCGCAGCCCUGGGCGGACCGGAUCCUGCUGGCAGGAGCCAGGGCGGGACCCUAUCCCCGUAGUUACUGUUUCUCUCUAGGCGGAGCCUCCCUCCUGUUGUAGGCUGGGGUUCCGCUGCCCCGGGCCCUCAGCCAGUCGGGAGAGGUGAAGCGAUGACGAGAUCUGCCUUGGCUCUGGAAGAUGGACACGCAGAUGGUGGAGAGUGUCCCCAGGGAAACCAGAUUCCUCACAAAACACAGCGCAGGUCUUAGCAACACACUGUUUUUCUACCGGUUCCACCCUCUCCCCAUGCUGGCCCGGGUCUCCUUCCGCUCCGACUGGCCAGCCUGACUUUCUGGGGAGCAGGGGAUGUGCACUCGGGGUGUAGCUUUGAGCAGAAGGAUUGUGUAGGGCCACACAGACAGUGACGUGUGACUUCUCUGCCUUGAAGACUCCCAGAAUGUCUUAGGGAUUCCCCGAAGAUAUGCUACAGGGUCCAUCUCAGUCACCUGGACUGAGUCAGAGCUUAAAGUCUGUUUCCACUGGGUUAUAUCCAUCUCAGCGAGACUCUUGUAUUUAUUUUGCUAAGUUAUUGGUGUUUUUGCUUAUAUCUCACAACUGGUUCAGCGACUUGAGUUCUACAACCUUCUCUUGCGAUGCUUGGAUUGGCCUAACACUGGACUUCACUUCAGAAAGACAUUGCUAUAAAUCCUUCUCUUUCCUCUACCGGCUUUUUCCUCCUUCCCCCUCCACAUCUGAUCGGUACCUCAGGAAGGCGAGUAUGUUCGCCCUGGGACUCAGGUCUGGGUGUAUGUUUGUGGGGAGAGGGUAACCAGGACUCUUGGGGGAGGAAUUGAAUUCUUCCCGGAUCCCCUCUCUGCUUCAUGUGGGUCUGUUGUCCUCCUGGCUCGGAACGUCCCUGCCAUUCUAGUGUUUUGUUUAGGGCUCCUCCUAUGGCAUCAAGAGGGAGAAAAGCCUCCGUGGUACCACAGGGCACAGAAAAA